This is a messenger RNA of Eriocheir sinensis (Chinese mitten crab), 6429 nucleotides long. RefSeq lists its product as uncharacterized. NCBI's taxonomy places the organism in Eukaryota, Metazoa, Arthropoda, Malacostraca, Decapoda, Varunidae. The transcript is spliced from 3 exons. The record is from RefSeq and is a predicted model, not a curated record. Bases 386 to 1498 code for a protein of 370 amino acids.
UGCAACAACGACGUAACCGUGAAAUUUGAGAUUUCGUGUUUGUGCCUGCUCCGUGUGGUAGAAGGGUGUAAAAGUCUCGUGGUGAUGUCGGCCAAGUCAUAUUCGACCAUCUAAGCACCUGUACUAAGGCUCAAAGUCGAGCGUAGUGCGGAGAAAAUUUCUCUGGACUAACAUCUCGAAAGCGGUACAACAACGACGCAACCUGCUCCUCCCAGCCUCACGUGCGUAUGGCCAAUCAGCGGCGCGGUGGCAGCCGCCCGGGGCGGGGGAGCCAAUCACAGCACCGUUGCCAUGGUGACACACUCACCACGUGCUCAUCCACUCUGCCUUUUAACACGCCAGAGCACAGACGCACGCUACCUUUCUCGUGACUCUCUACGCAACUAUGGCUUCUCCCAGCACUUCCACCUCCGUUCCUGCCGUGGAAGAGCGUCCUGAACGUCCAGGGGACGAGCUGCAGAUGAGGAAGAGGAGGGAUGAGACGCAGUGGAAGAGGAACCUGGCUAAGAGGAAGAGGAACUCCGGGCAGGAAUACGUGGGGCUGAACACGGGGAAGACUGUGGCGGCGAAGCAGGUUGGACCACCAUGUGGGUGUCCUAAGGGCUGCUUCCUGAAGCUUGGAGAGGAAGUUGUGCAGCGUAUCUUCUCCGAGUACUGGAAGAUGGGGGACUACAACGCGCAGUCAGCCUACAUUGUCACCAUGGUCCUGUCGAAGGAGGUGAAGACAUCGGGUGUGGGAGCUGGCAGCAGGAGGAAGGCGACGCUGGAGUAUGGUGUGAACGUCGACAGCAAGAGGGUGGUCGUCUGCAAGAAGGCGUUUCUUAGCAUCCACGCCUUAAGUGACAAGCGAGUCCUUACUGUCCUCAAGAAGUUGGGGGACACAGGUGUGGCUGCAGGCGACCAGCGCGGGACUCACGGCCACCCUCACAACAAGAAACCUGACGACGUCGAGCGGCUUGCACAGGAGCACAUCAAGUCCCUUCCUCUCUGCUCGUCACACUACUCCCGUGCCAAGUCACGCAACAAGAUGUACCUGCCUCCCGACUUCACCCAGGCCCACUGUUACUCCCUCUUCAAGCACUGGUGUGAGGAGAAGGGUGUUGAGGACGACAUGGUGAUGAGCUUUGACGGCUACAAGCGGAAGCUCUACGAGUUCAACAUCGACCAUCCACGGAAAGUCUUGAAGAUUUCCCAUGCUGACUUGCCCAUCAAGGACAUAGAGGUUGUGGAGGUGAAGGAGGAGCAGACAUACACAGAGGAGGCAGAGAAAAUGCAUCCCCUUCAGGAGCACGACCCCCUCUCCAUAGAACUUGACCCUGUCUCAUGGCAGUCCUCUUCCUUGCAGGAGGAGCUUCAACCCAAAGGCAGAGAUUGUCAUAGAGUCUACGUCAAAGAAGAAAUAGAUAUCAAAGAAGAGGACAUUGGUUACUUCAACACUGAAGAAGUUGCUGAGUAUGUAACAGAGAAGAGCCUCUUCCAGGGACCACAUGUAUUAUGACCAAGAAGCCCUCUUUGAAAAGAAAAAAAAAAGUGAUUAAGAAAGUUUACAACUUCUUAGGUCAUAGAAGAAAACCAUAAUCAUAUUAUCAGCUCUGCAAGACAAUAACUUUCCCAACAUUCUCCACCUACUUUGUAAGAUGUCAGUGUAAUUUUUCAUGUCAUCGUCAUCAUUAGCUGUAGGUAAAAGGCCUUUCCCAUUAUUCUCAAACCCCUCUGUCUGAUAUUGAUGUACUGUCAUGUCAUAAUCCUAAUCAGCAACAGCAGCCAUUAAUAGCUCUGCAAGGCUUUUCCCAAUAAAACUAUAGCUAUCCUCAGACACCACAUCAGAACAGAUCAGAUAGUGCUAACAUGGGGUAAAAGGAGAAUAAAAGGCUGGUAUGCUCAAACAAUUCAUAAAAUUAUACACAUAGAUAUCUAUAUGCAACAUUUUGUGCUGUUGUGGUCACUCUAAUAAUAAUAAAAAUAAUAAUAGUUAUAGUAAUGAUGCAUUUAACACACUUCUAUGUAUGUUAAAAUUCCAUAAUAAUGAUAAAAAAAGGCUUCAGAGAGCAUUGCAGAAAAACCUGUAUAGUAUAAUGGUAUAAAACAUUUUUUUUUACAUGUUACUUUCAUUUUUCAACAACAUGGUUUUGGGAAGAGGAAAUCCUGCCUUUGCAUUUACAAUCUUUCCUCUUAACUCACUCCUUUAUCUACACAUUCCACCGAUACACUUUUCAUCAUUCUUUAAUCUCUACAUCAACAUAUUUUCAACUCAUUCAUUUAACAUUUCAUCAGCACCUUUUCUGAGAUUUCAAUAACUACAUAUAUAUGAACACACUUUGACCAUACAAGUCAUCUUUUAAUCUUCUUCCUAUUAACAUUAAAUCAAAACAGGUUAACUUCAUUCUUUCAUCACCAUGGCUUCAGCAACAGGAAAACGUGCUUGUCCAUUCCUUCAACUUAACAUCCACACACUUCUUGGCCUUUCAAUUACCUUUACUAUUACCAUUACUAUAUCCUUUUUCCCUCUUCCUUUUUCUUCUUUAUAUGUAAGGUUUCAACAAUAGAAAACCUAAUUCCUUUAAACUUACAGCAACAAAACACAUCUCACUCCUCCCUUUCCUAUUUUCAUCAGCACGGUUUUAGAAUCAAAAGAACCUGCUUGUAUGUUUUUCCAAAGACUCCUCAGGUUAAAAAUACUCUCACUUAUUAAAGAGAGACACACACAGAUAGUUAUAGAUAUAUAUGAAUCAGUAUAAUACAGCAGCAGUCUGUAUAUGAUAGUAAUACAUCAUUCAUAUUAAUACAAGACAUGAAUACAUACAAAUACUUAUAUACUUCCCUUCUGAACACAUGGCCCUAUACAUACACACUUCUAUAUAUGCUGUUUCUGUCUUUGUCUCCAUCUAUUUAUUAUUAUUAACACUCCAUCAUCCACCUUCUCCUCAGGGUUAUCACAAGGUCUUGUUAUAGUAGUAGUAACAACAACAAUAAAAAUAAUAAAAAUAAUAAUAGAUGAUACUAAUAGAAAAAGCUAUAAAUAAUAAUAAUAAAGGAUUUUCUGCUUCAGUACAGGAGGCAGCACGGUCAGUCAUUCUGUCUGUACCGAGCGACUUACUGAAACACAGGCCACCAAGGUUCGUAUUUUAAACAUGCUCAGUUCCCAUUACGACUAUUUUCCAAGCCCAUACAGAAGAUUAAGCGGGUUUUCAUAGGUGUUUUUUCCCAUUCGUGGUGCUGAGGUCAUGCAAAACUAUCACAAGGAUCACAAAACAGCCCAUGAAAAUCCCGGCAACUUCUACGAGUCUUUUCAAACAGGCAAGCUGAGGUGAUGAUAUGUUUGAGAAUAUGAGCCUAAGGAUACAAUGUUGUCCUCUAGUACACAGCAGAAGCAUUAACCCCUUCAACAUGAGGACGCGUAUAUGUACUGCAUUCUUGCGUGCCCCGUACCAUAUCCGAGGAAGCGCAUACUGCGUCCUGGUGCGCUUUAGCCAAUAUACGAGUUAUUUUAUCUAUAUAUUUAUGCUUACAUCUCAAAAUUAUCAAUUAAUUUAUGCUUCUUUAUGUGCGGCAUUUAAUUCUGUAUGUUUUCAUAUAUAAUACAUGAUGAUUAUGUUGAGUUUAAGGCUGAAAACUUUUUAUAUUCAAUAGUGACAUUUGAAAUUUGGCGCGCGCGGCGAUCCCGUAUACGGCCGUAGUGAAGGGGUUAAAGGUCCCUCACAGCUAUAAAAACAAUAACAUAAAGACCUGGAGAGUAGCAAGUGGUGUCAACUGAAAGUUCUAAGCCCCAUAACCCACCAUUUCAUCCCAUUAUAUAGGAGUCUGAGGGUGUGGGAUAAGGGAUCUGAUACUGUAAUGUUUUCCCAAAGAUCAGACUGAGAACCAGAUCCUGAGCAUGUUUAAUUGAGAUUUGGUGUGUCAAUAGAGAGAUGCGUAUGUGAAAGAAUGUGUGUGUGUGUGUGUGUGUAAUUCACCUCUUGGUCUGCUGCGGGUCUCUCUUGAGACAGCCAGCCGUUCCCCUACGGAAGAGCACAGAGCUCAUAGUACCGAUCUUUGGGUAGGACUGAGACCACUCACACACAACACACUGCGACAAUGAAGUCACAACUCCUUGCCUUACGACGUGUACCUAUUCACUGCUAGGUGAACAGGGGCUACACGUGAAAGAAGAUAAACCCAACUUAUCUUCACCCGGCUGGGGAAUCGAACCCUGGUCCUUGUGGUUGUGAGGCAGACGCUCUAUCCACUGAGCUACCGGGCCGUGUGUGUGUGCGUGUGUACCCAGUUUUGUUUCCUUAUAGUUUACAGAAUCCUAAUUGUAAUCUGAACAUAUCUGAAUAUCUCGUGUUGGUCUGUCUGUCUGACUGUGCGCAGAAACUUUUGUCAUGGAGUAAUACUGAUUGUUUGACCUUCACAUUGCAAUAUACAAGUACCACACGGGUUAUUAUUAGUUUUAUUGACGCGCUGAUAUCUUGUCUCCUAUAUACUUGAUCAACUGCUCUUCUGCUGUUGUCUAUGUUUGAAGGUUACUAGAAUACAUACAUGACAAAAGGAGAGCAGUUGGUUGAGUAGGAAAUGAGAUAUUGGUACAUUAAUAACACCAAUCUUUACCCUUCACAUUUCUUUACUUAUGCGAUCUGGGUGUUAAGUUACAAUUUGAGCGACUUUUUACACUUGAGAAAUAUAAAUAAUAAUAAUAAAAAAACUUGCAUCAUCCUAUAAUGUGAAUAAAUACUUUUCUAAACAUAAGAACAAAACAAAAACAAAAUGAAUUAACAAACACACACAUGUAAAGCACUCCCUACUGUCCUUCCUUCCUUUGUUUAACACCACAAACACACACACACACACACACACACACUAUCUAUCUCUUUCUCCUUUCCCUGUGACCACCUUUUGUGCUCUACUAAGAAUACAAAGAAGAGAAACAACAGCAUAAUUUGAGGUUUCCGUCAGACGGCAUAUUCCCCUCUUCUCUAUAACCUUUUUUAAGUUUCCUACCAUUGGACAAUCUACUGUUUUUUGCAUCUUACGUCGUCUUACCGUAAUCACAGCUCAUGAAUGUUCCCGAAGUCUGAGCGAUUGACAGGCAAGGAAAUGCAGUGAGAGGGACAGAAUAUAGAAACUGAUCCCACUAUGCAUUUCUCUUGAACUACACAUCCAACUAACUGACUGACUGGUUGUAUUAAGAAUUGACUGAAUAAGACUGAAUAACUGAUUCACUGACUGACUGAAUGAGUGGUUGUAUUAAUAAUUGCUGGACUGACUGUAUUGAUAACUGGUUGACUGAUUGACUGAAUGAAUGGUUGUAUUAUUGGUUGGUUGACUGACUGACUAAAACCUUGACUGACUGAUUUACCAACUGAAAAAGGAAAUGUUUGGUUGAGAUUGAAUGAUAAACAGAUUCACUGACUGAUUGACUGCCCGAAUUAAUAAAUUUAUGCUGAUUGACUGAAUGAUCAACUGAGUAACUGACUGAAUGGUUGUACUGAAAUAUUUUUGGAUACCUGACUGACUGAUUGUAUAAUGAGGUGGAUGGCUGUUGAAUAAAUUGUAUAACUGACUGACUAAUCCAUUAUUUUCCACUCUCCACAAUAUCUGACUGAACUGGUUACUGCUUUCCUGACUAACUGACUAACAUAACACUCCACAUCUGACUGACUGGUUGACUGACUGACCUUCCAGUCUCCCUUCACACCUGACUGGCUAGACUAGACAAGACCUUAACAUAGAUAAACUGAAAGGAAGGUCAGUUUUGAUACCACACUCACAUAUGACUUCUCUCUCUAUAUCUUUACACUCCAUCAUUACAGCGUCCUUUCCAUCACAGCAUUUUUUAUUACCUUUUGUGCCUUUUCUUUUUAUCUUCCUCCUUUGUGCAAUCUUUUUAAACAGGGGAGAAUUAAAUGAACUCUUGAAACAUUAGAUAUACACAAAUAUAUAUCAAAGAAAACCUACAUUCAUUAUCACCUCGUUAAAUUCUCAUAUACUCUUCUUUUCUUCUUGCUUUCAGAUCCCUUUACAUUUAUUUUUGGUGAUUAUAUAUUAGAAAAAAAAUGUUACCACCCCAAGUUACAUCCUCACACAUAUAUUCUACUUUUCUUCUUGCAUUCAGAUCCCAUUACAUUUAUUAGAAGAAAAAAUUUGUUAGAAGAAAAUAUUGUUACCAUGUCAAGUUACAUUUUCACACAUAUACUCUACUUUUCUUCUUGCAUUCAGAUCCCAUUACAUUUAUUUUGGGUGAUUCUGUAUUAGAAAAAAAUGUUACCACCCCAAGUUACAACCUCACACAUAUACUCUUCUUCUUGCAUUCAGAUCCCAUUACAUUUAUUUUGGGUGGUUAUAUAUUAGAAAAAAAAAUGUUACCAGCUCAAGUUACAUUCUUUCACAUCCUCUACUUUCCUCCUUGCAUUCAGAUUCCUUUACAUUUAUAUUUGGUGAUUAUAUAUU